AUGAGGGUGGCCGGUCUCUUUGGCCGUUUCUGCCUCAAGCGCGGGCUUCCGCGUCUCCCCCGACAACAAAUAUCAUGGCCUCGGCACGCAAAGAGCCCCCGAAGGGCCCCAAUCAUAGCCGGAGUGUUCAUGUCGACUCUAGGUCCAGCUGCAUUCUUGAAACUAGCGGAAGAGAAUGAUGGCAAAGACAAGACUGCAGAAAUGCAGAUGCUUGAGGCUUCGCGUGAAGAAGUCCGGAAAACGGUCUCACCUGAUGCGCAAGGCAUCUCGAAGCUCUGCCAGACCUUGUGGGUGUGUUUCUAUCACUAUAUCUAUGAUCCAAUCGCAACGGGCCUCCGGUUUGUUCACCUCGCUAUUAUCUUUGUCCCCGUGGUUGUGACGGUUCCCGCCAUCUGGAUUGGUCGGAACGUGCAAGAGCAUAAUGGCGCGCGAUCUGGGACCUUAUGGUGGUAUCGGUUCUUGGUCAAGGCAAUGGAGCGGGCUGGUCCUGCGUUCAUCAAGCUUGGACAAUGGGCCGCAUCGCGAACCGAUAUCUUCCCCCCCGAAAUGUGCAGCGUCAUGUCAUCUCUUCAUUCGAACGCCCCCGCUCAUUCACUCCACCAAACGAAACGUAUCAUCCGCAAGGCAUUCAAUGGGUUGCCGUUCGAGGACAUAUUUGAAGAAUUUCAAGAAGAGCCUCUCGGCGUUGGUGCAAUUGCACAGGUCUACAAAGCGAAAUUGAAACCUAGCUUGGCUGCAAGUCGUGACCAGGAACUUGGCGUUGAGCCAGCGACGCUGGGUGAGAGGGUUCGGAAGAAUGUUGACGUGCUCGUGAAGAGUUCCCCGCAACGAGUGCCGUCUUCGUAUGUUGCAAUCAAGGUCCAACACCCUAGAGUGGAACAAAUGAUACACCGAGACCUACGCAUCAUGUCUUUCUUCGCUCACAUGAUCAAUGCCAUACCAACCAUGCACUGGUUGUCCUUCCCAGAUGAGGUCCAACAGUUCGGAGAAAUGAUGAAGCUACAACUGGAUCUUAGGAUUGAAGCGACCAAUUUGGUGAUGUUCCGGCAGAAGUUCAAGUCUCGCACUACGGCAUGGUUCCCAUACCCAUAUCUAGAAUACACCACCCGCGAGGUGCUCGUUGAGGAGUUUGCCCAAGGCAUACCGCUAGCCACCUUCUUAGACAUCGGAGGCGGCGUCUAUCAACAUGAGAUCGCGAAUGAAGGCCUCGAUGCAUUCCUACAUAUGCUACUCAUAGACAACUUUGUUCACGCCGAUCUUCACCCUGGCAACAUCAUGGUCCGCUUCUACCAGCCAAGCGAACUGGACCUUUCCCUUCGCAAGAAUUCACGCGCAUUCGAUGCCCCGACUAGGGCUGAAGUUGACGUGACUGAAGCGGUUCUGAAACGGCUACGUCCGCAUCUCAAAGAUCCCAAAGAAUGGGAGACUGCUCUUUCUGAGCUCAAUGACGAGGGCUAUAGACCGCAGCUGAUCUUCAUUGACACGGGCCUUGUCACCCAACUCAAUGACACUAACCGCCGGAACUUCCUGGAUCUCUUCCGAUCCAUUGCUGAGUUUGACGGCUACCGGGCAGGUCAACUCAUGGUCGAGCGAUGUCGCACACCGGAGGAGGUCCUCGACCCAGAGGUAUUUGCUCUGAAAAUGCAGCAUUUAGUUCUGAGCAUCAAAUCUCGAACCUUCGCUCUAGGCAAUGUCAAGAUUGGAGAUAUCCUCAGUGAAGUUUUGACCAUGGUUCGCGGGCAUCAUGUCCGAUUUGAAGGAGAUUUCGUCAACGUCGUUAUCUCAUGUCUUCUGCUCGAAGGCAUCGGACGUAGUCUGAAUCCAGAUCUAGAUUUGUUCAAGAGUGCCCUUCCUAUUCUCCGACAACUUGGAUCUGGAAGUACACUCAUGCAAUCUGUGCACUCAGGUGACUAUUCGAUGCUCUGGGUUUGGGUUGGCCUGGAAGCUCGUGGAUUGCUGCAGGCCAGCAUUGAGAGUGUUGAAAAUUGUGUCAAGUAUGACCAACUCUCGCCUAAUAUUUGA
This is a messenger RNA of Penicillium soppii, 2022 nucleotides long. Its product is annotated as ABC1 kinase family protein. Gene Ontology annotation, cellular component: mitochondrion. NCBI's taxonomy places the organism in Eukaryota, Fungi, Ascomycota, Eurotiomycetes, Eurotiales, Aspergillaceae. Bases 1 to 2022 code for a protein of 673 amino acids. The transcript has 3 exons. The record is from RefSeq and is a predicted model, not a curated record.